Messenger RNA from Lotus japonicus, 1594 nucleotides. RefSeq lists its product as uncharacterized. The record is from RefSeq and is a predicted model, not a curated record. Lineage: Eukaryota; Viridiplantae; Streptophyta; Magnoliopsida; Fabales; Fabaceae. The transcript has 5 exons. Bases 484 to 1041 code for a protein of 185 amino acids.
UCUCAUUCUCCCUAGCACAGACAACUGAAGCAAUCGAUGGAACCUCUCGACUGAAACCACCGUUCCUCAUGCUCGCUAGCUCCACCGUUGUCGUUCCCUUUCACCAUAACCACCGUUCCUCACGCUCGCUAGAUCCUCCGCCGGAGUCAGUGGUCGAAUCCACAGUAUGCGGUGGUGAAUGGGUUUCCCUUCGCGUGUCCGCCGCUCGUCGCUCGCAAACCGUCAUCCUCCAUCGCCAGUUAACAAGCUUAAGGGAAAAGUCUGAACCGUCAUCCUCCAUCGCCAGAGCUUAAGGAGCAACAAAAGCAUCUCGAUUUCUAUCCUGUAUUAUCAGUUCAAGCUCAUCCAUACCAGCUUCCAGCUUAUUAAGCAGCUCACGCAAGGGAUACUUGUGUUUAGGAUAGAUCUAAAUUUCCAAAAUUGCUGGCUCAAACUUUUAGUGGGAUAACACUUGUGUACAUUCUUUUUGGGUUAUGUGGUUACAUGGCUUUUGGUGAAGAAACCAAAGACAUUGUGACCCUUAAUCUCCCUAGAAAUUGGUCAUCUCUUACUGUACAGAAAUAUGCUUUCACAUUCAGCUCUGGGACUCAAAAUUUGUAUGGGAGUGGUGGCCUAAGUUAUGGAACAAGUUCUGCCAAUUCCACUGCAUACAUUGGAUUAGGGGAUGGGACAGUUAGAGGAAACACAAUUAGCAACACUGGAGUUGGUGUAUCACUCAGUAAUGGCAACCUCGGCUUUAGAGGUGAAAACAACAAUAGUGGUUUGGGGAUUGGAGGGUAUCGAAGAAGCAGUGAUGUUGAUAUACCCCUAACAUCAUCUUACUCUGCGCCAAAUGGUGGUUUUGAUGGACCUUUUUCUGAAUUUUACAGUAGCAGUUCAGUUAAUGAUGACCCCAUUUAUCGGUCUUCGAAUUUUGAGCCAGAUGGAUUUGAUCCCUUUGGUUAUGGACUUGGCGUCGUAGCUUCAGAUGUUUCUGCCAAAUGUUCUCCAGGUUAUGUUGGAAGUUAUACAGUCAACAAGAGGCAGCCAAAUAAGGAUUGAUUUUGAAACACAAAUUGCUGCAAGAGACUCACAGGAGAAUGAAGAUGGUGCCCACAAAAAAUCAAAUGAUGAAAUCUACUUGGAGGUUGUUGGGGGUGCGAACAAGAAGGGGCGGAUUUAUGGAUUAGGUGCAGAGGCUGUAAAGUUCAAAGGUUCUAAGGCCACGUCAUCUCUUGGCUCUCACCCUCAGAGUAUGAGACAAUGAGAAAUCUUGUUUCUACUUUAACAGAGGAGAACAAGAAGCUAAAGGGAAAAAUGGAGACAUAUGAUGAAAAAUUUGCAAACUUGGACAGAUUCUUGGAGAGCUUUCCUCAAAGCAUGGCUUCACGCUCUGUUGAACAAUCACCUACAAAUCAGCAUAACAUAGAUGAUGAAGAAUUAGAGGAUGAUUUGGAUGGCAUUUGAUUUAGAUGAAUAUAUGUAUUUGAUACUAUGUUUUUAAUUAUACUUGACAUUUUACCAUGACUAUGUAUGGAUUCACUACUAUGGUUAUGUAGGUUGAUGAACAUGAUCUUAAAUAUGAAACUUCAAAUCAAAAGUAUAUUUUGAAUUA